Molecule: messenger RNA, 2110 nt
Organism: Panicum virgatum (switchgrass)
Lineage: Eukaryota; Viridiplantae; Streptophyta; Magnoliopsida; Poales; Poaceae
Product: protein REVEILLE 1-like
Exons: 6
Coding region: 25-1656 (543 amino acids)
Molecular function (GO): DNA binding
Source: RefSeq, a predicted model, not a curated record
CCGUCCGACGUGGCGCCCUCGGCCAUGCUCUUUUUCUCCCGUCCGCCUCGACCCCUCCUCUUCUUCUCUUCUCCAGUGCGAGCGAGCCGGGGCCUACGUAACGUUCGCCUCCCCUGCCCCCCUCCUCUUCCUCCUCCGCCCCACGCUCGCCCCGCCCGUCCUCAUCAGCGACAAGAGCUCGCACGGGGCCGAGGCUACCGCGAUAUUUGCGGCGGGUCGAGCCGAGCCGUCCAGUUCCAGUGGUGGCAACCGGAGAUGGCCUGUUUGGAGGAACAUCAGAUGGCAACCGACGAGGUCGCCGUCGAUCACCGCAAGGAUCCCCUCGGUACCGGCGACAUGGAUUUGUCCGGCGAGGAGCAGGUGCCCAAGGCGCGGAAGCCGUACACGAUCACCAAGCAGCGGGAGAAGUGGACGGAGGACGAGCACGGGCGCUUCCUCGAGGCCCUGCAGCUGCACGGCCGCGCCUGGCGCCGCAUCCAAGAGCACAUCGGCACCAAGACCGCCGUGCAAAUCCGGAGCCACGCGCAGAAGUUCUUCACCAAGGUGGUCAGGGAAUCGUCGGGGAGCAACACCGCCGCGGGCGCCGCGCCGGCGAUCCAGAUCCCGCCGCCGCGGCCCAAGAGGAAGCCGGCCCGCCCGUACCCGCGCAAGGUGGACGGCGCGGCCAAGAAGCACGUGCCGGCGCUCAGGCACCUGGAGAAGCCGCCCCCGCGGACGCACUCCCUGCGCGACCAGGACGACGGCUCGCCGACGUCGGUGCUGACCUCCGCGCGGACGGUGUUACGGGCGGAGGAGUUGGGCAGCGUGUUCGCCAACAGCUCCAGCGGCAGCAGGUCGCCGGUCCAGUCGGCCGCCGGUUCAGAGGAGCAUGGCAACGGCGGGGACUCGCCGGCCUCGUCCGUCGACAGAGAGGACGGCGGCGUGUCGCCAAGCGUAGCAACAGCUGAGUUGGCGACGAGAACAGCAAAUCCCAAGGUGUUCGGGGAUGCAAAGUCUGGGGUAGGAACAAAUGCUCCGGUUUUUAAAUUGUUCGGAAAGAAAGUUGUGUUGAAGGAUUCCUAUGAGCACCACCCGCAAAGCGGCAGAGACCUGAGAAUAGGUGCUUCACCUGCGAUCGUUGCAGCAGGAGGGAGCUCGUGGAAUCCAUGGCCGGGCACCGUGCAGCAGCUCAUGUGCUUCGUCCCGCAGCCCGACGGUUUCGCCGCGCAGUCCGUGGUGCCGUGGCUCGCCUACAACGGGAGCCUGCCGUGCGCGCUGUUCUACCCGCAGGCGGCGCCUCCGGCCCAGCACCAGCAGCAGCACCACCAGAGCUCAGCGCCUCGCGAUCAGAAGCGCACGCAGAGGGAAGGGUCGCUGACGGGCUCGAACACGGCCUCCAGCGCCGUGCCGUUGCCGGCGGCGUCGGCGGCGCAGAACUCGGACGCCGCGGAGUCCCACGGCCCCGGGCAAGAGAACGCCGGCGAGAGCGGCGCGGCGCCGGCGGCGGCCGGUGCCGUCCCCGUCCCGCGGCUGGCGAGGUGCGCGAGCUCGGCUUCCUUCAGCCGGAGAGGGUUCGUGCCGUACAAGCGGUGCGCGGCGGAGAGCGAGGCUCGGGCUCCGCGGCCCGUGGCGGCCGGGGAGGAGGCCGACGGCGAGCUGACGCGGCUGUGCUUGUAGCGACAGUACACGCAAACGGAAGUCUCGGUGAGACUGCUGUCUCACUGUAUCGUGACAGUCCGCAAACGGAAGUCACGACACCUAUUUUGGGUGUUUGCUAGGUUUUCUCCGGUUUCUUUUGCUGGUGGACUGAGAGAGACCAACCACGGGAGUUUUCCAGAAAUGGACCAGCAGCCCUGGGGUUUACUCCUCGGUAUAGUACGUGUAUAGGUAAAACUUGUAAUAUUCCGCGUUUUUUGUUCGCUGUGUGAUGGUGUAAUUUUGCUCCAGCUUGGGAGGUUCUGGGGUCAGUAGCUGACUGUGUAACCUGGGAUCUCAGAGAGGGGGUUGUGCGUCAUAGACUCCCACUUAUUAGUCUGACCACAUGUAAAAGUAAAAUUAGGCUUGUACCAAUCUGAAACGAAAUGUAAUGGACAGAGCACGAACAGAAAGUGCCACGCUCUGUUAGUCUGAA